CUCUCUGUGUUCUGAGCGGCUUACCGGCGGCCGGUAAAUCCCGGCUGGCGCGGGAGCUGCGGGGGCGCGCACGGGCGCUCGGAUGGAGGACGCUGCUCGUGACCUAUGACGAUCUGAUCCCAGCGCGCGACUGGCUGCAGUCUGAAUGGAAGCAGCACAGGAAGACGGUUCUGAUGUGUCUGGAGAGAUUUCUGCAUCAAACACUCUCAGACCAGACUCACACACUCUCAGAUCAGACUCACACACUCUCAGAUCAGACUCACACACUCUGAUCAGACUCACACACUCUCAGAUCAGACUCACACACUCUCUGACCAGACUCACACACUCUCUGAUCAGACUCACACACUCUCUGAUCAGACUCACACACUCUCUGAUCAGACUCACACACUCUGAUCAGACUCACACACUCUCUGACCAGACUCACACACUCUCAGAUCAGACUCACACACUCUCUGACCAGACUCACACACUCUCUGAUCAGACUCAUCAGACUCACACACUCUCUGACCAGACUCACACACUCUCUGAUCAGACUCAUCAGACUCACACACUCUCAGAUCAGACUCACACACUCUCUGACCAGACUCACACACUCUCUGAGGCUGAUGGAGUCUGGAUGCGGUUUGAGCAGAUGCGGCAGCAGCAGAGCGUCUCUCACACACACACACACUCGCAGCCGCUCGUGGUUCUGCUGGACGAUAACUUCUACUACCAGAGCAUGAGACACCAGAUCCAGCAGCUGGCCAGGAAGUACGGCGUGGGUUUCUGUCAGGUGUUUCUCCAGUGUCCGCUGCACGUGUGUCUCCAGAGGAACCGGCGCAGAUCUCAGCCCGUUCCUGAUGACGUUCUGCUGCAGAUGUGUGAGCGACUGGAGCCUCCGAACGAGAUCAGAAACCCCUGGGAGCAGCAGAGCCUGACGCUGGACAGCACAGACAGCAUCGCAGACGGACACGUACAGAAGCUGAUGGACUUGCUGGCGUCUGCGCUGGAAAACCCUCUGAACCCCGUCCAGGACGAGUCGCAGCAGAAGGAGGCUGACAGACGGAUUUGUGCGUCCAGCGUUCUUCAUCAGGCGGAUCAGACGUGCAGACGACUGGUUUCUCAGGCGGUGGCUUCAGCUCGCGAAGGACAGGCGUCUCCAGACGCGCAGAAGGCUCUGGCUAAAGCGCUGAUUGAGCUGAAGACGGCGUUCCUGCAGGAGCUGAAGAAGGACGUUCUUCAUCGCGUCUCAGUUUUCCCAGAGGAGCCGGUGGAUAUGGAGAAGCUGCUGAUGGCCGUGUCUGCGGCGUUCCAGCGACGCUCGCAUGAGAUCGUGUGCAAACACAUGACUGACGGAUGACUGCUGGACUCCUGAUAAUCAAUCAAACUCUGAUCAAGUCUUUCUGAUGGACUUCUGAUUGUACAUAAGAUUUCUCAAUAUAUUUUCUGUAAAUGCAUCUGUCCUCGACUCGUUCUUGCAGUCGCUGAUUUUCAUUUAGAGAUUCAUGAAGAGUUUGUGAUAUUGAUUGUUUUUCUUGACAGAGAUUGCAGUUCUGUAUAUUAAAUUCACAUGAUUAAUGAA
This is a messenger RNA of Onychostoma macrolepis, 1564 nucleotides long. It is a transcript of the gene pstk, whose product is annotated as L-seryl-tRNA(Sec) kinase. Gene Ontology annotation, molecular function: kinase activity; tRNA binding. The transcript has 7 exons. NCBI's taxonomy places the organism in Eukaryota, Metazoa, Chordata, Actinopteri, Cypriniformes, Cyprinidae. Bases 146 to 1342 code for a protein of 398 amino acids. The record is from RefSeq and is a predicted model, not a curated record.